Molecule: messenger RNA, 1231 nt
Organism: Hippocampus comes (tiger tail seahorse)
Lineage: Eukaryota; Metazoa; Chordata; Actinopteri; Syngnathiformes; Syngnathidae
Gene: suds3
Product: SDS3 homolog, SIN3A corepressor complex component
Exons: 12
Coding region: 146-1108 (320 amino acids)
Source: RefSeq, a predicted model, not a curated record
CUUGUCCCUUUGGGGUCCUCUCUGCUUUGUAGGCGCUUGAACGGAGCCUUACACAAAACAACAACAACUAAAAAGCGAUAGUUUAUUUUUACGGUGUUCUUUUGUUUACAUUCAAACACCCAGGUGGUUAAAGUAGCAAUUUUCCAUGGCUUCUACCGCCGCAUUGCUUUCGACCGCGGUGGAUUACUACAAUGAUGAAGAGGAGCUCGACAGCGUGGACGACGACGACGAGCGCAGCUUUCGAGGGAGAGACUCAGAAGAAGAUACGGAGGACGCCAGCGAAACAGACCUCGCCAAGCACGACGAAGACGACUAUGUGGAAAUCAAAGAGCAAAUGUACCAGGACAAGCUGGCCUCUCUGAAAAGACAGCUACAGCAGUUACAAGAAGGCACGCUGCAGGAGUAUCAGAAGAGAAUGAAGAAGUUAGAUCAGCAAUACAAAGAGAGGCUGCGCAAUGCAGAUCUCUUUCUCCAGCUCGAGACGGAACAGGUGGAGAGGAACUACGUCAAAGAGAAGAAGGCGGCGGUGAAGGAGUUUGACGACAAGAAGGUGGAGCUGAAGGAGAACCUCAUCGCCGAGCUGGAGGAGAAGAAGAAGAUGAUCGAGAACGAGAAGUUAACCAUGGAGCUCACGGGCGAUUCCAUGGAGGUCAAGCCCAUCAUGACCCGCAAGCUGAGGAGAAGACCCAACGACCCGGUGCCGAUUCCGGACAAGAGACGAAAGCCGGCGCCUGCGCAGCUCAAUUACUUGCUAACAGACGACCAGAUCAUGGAAGAUCUCCGAACAUUAAAUAAGCUCAAGUCGCCGAAACGAGCAGUGUCGCCGUCGUCUCCGGAGCACGUGCCCUCGGCGCCCAUGGAGUACCCCGUGCAGCGCUUCGAGGCCCGCAUCGAGGACGGCAAGCUCUACUAUGACAAAAGAUGGUACCACAAGAGCCAGGCCAUCUAUCUGGAGUCCAAAGACAACACCAAGAUCAGUUGUGUCAUCAGCUCGGUGGCCACCAACGAGAUUUGGGUGAGGAAGACCAGCGACAGCACAAAGAUGAGGAUCUAUCUGGGACAGCUGCAAAGGGGAGCCUUCGUCAUCCGGCGGCGGUCGGCAGCGUGAACCCCCCCCAACCAAAAGUGUAAAUUGUAAAUUCAUCCAAAUGUUCAUUAUGUUUGUUUCGGCAGUUUUGUCAGAUUUGAUUCCUUUUCAUAAAUAAAUCCGAUCAAGUGUUUUUUUAACUCA